GCCUACUUGGUUCUAAACCUCGAAUCACCUUUGUUUGGAGAACGUUCCUUGCACCGAGCACGCACUUGUCGGUCCUCCGAGCAAGUCCGUGAACGACACGCCGGGAACACGUAGCCUCACCCGAGCUGCGCUGUUCCUCGCAGGCUCUGAGGCCAGUAAGAUAAUCCAGAGAACCUCCACACGCGGCGCGCCAUGGCGAGCCGAGCACCAGAGCUCGCCACGCAUGCCAUCCACCCGUCGCUUUAAGCUUCCCCCCGCCUCCUGCACAGGAGACACCUCACUCACUCUCCCGCUAACGCUGCCGCUGCCACCUCGUACCGCAAGCUCCGCAACCGAUCAACCAACGCCGCGACAGUCUUCCCGUCACCGCCGAUGUCUGGAGGCGUGGGCCCGACGGCGGGGGGCGGCAUCAUGCUGCCGUCGAUGGGGCAGCCGCCGCCGCCGCUGCACCCGGAGCCCACCUCGCCGACGGCGCGCCCGCACCACCACUACUACCUCUUUUCCAUCAAGCAGCUCAACACGUUGGGCGCGGCCGCCGUGCUGGCCUUCUCCACCACCGUGCCGCUCUCGGAGAUCGCCUUCGCCGUCCUGCUCCUCCCCUACCUCCUCUUCCUCGCGUCGUUCGCCUUCCCGCAGCGCCCCGGGAAGCCCAACCCGUCCGCGCCCGUCUUCCUCGGCCCCGCGCGCCUCCUCCUCGCCACGCACACCGUGGGCGGCUUCCUCGUCGGCGCCGCGCUCCCGGCGCUCUACAUCCUCGACGGCCUCCGCUCCGGGGACACCACGGGCAUCGCCGCCGCGGCCCCGCACGCGUUCCUGCUCUCCGCGCAGGUCUUCACCGAGGGGCUCACCGCCGCCUUCCCGUGGCGGUUCUCGCUCCCCGUCAGGGCCGCCGUCCCGGUGAUGUACAGCGUCCGCAGGAUGUUCGCGGCCGGGGAGUGGCUCCGGCAGGAGAUGGAGGAGAAGCGCGGCGGCCCCGGCGUGGCGGAGCGGCGCGUGGUGGCCGGGAGGGUGCUCGCGCUGGCCAACAUGGCCUUCUGGGGCGCCAACCUCUUCGCCUUCCUCCUGCCCUUCUACCUGCCCAGGGCGCUCCAGAGGUACUACUGCGACGACGGCGUCGACCGCACCAACGGCGAUGGCCACGCCCACGAAGAUAAGAAGGAUUCCUAGAUGAUGCGCCGUCCGAGUGUUCUUGUGAUGGCUGUGCGUAGCCGCGUUGCAUCUUUUACUCCAGUAGAUUGUUGCUUUAAUCCCUUCCCUAAUAUUUUGGCCAUGUAAAAUUUCUCAGUAGAUGUAGAUGUCAGCGAAUGGAACUGGUACCCUGUAUGCACAUUUACUGGCGCACGUACGUUUGUGA
Messenger RNA from Triticum dicoccoides, 1354 nucleotides. RefSeq lists its product as uncharacterized. The transcript has a single exon. Bases 373 to 1167 code for a protein of 264 amino acids. The record is from RefSeq and is a predicted model, not a curated record. Lineage: Eukaryota; Viridiplantae; Streptophyta; Magnoliopsida; Poales; Poaceae.